Molecule: messenger RNA, 345 nt
Organism: Vicia faba (fava bean)
Lineage: Eukaryota; Viridiplantae; Streptophyta; Magnoliopsida; Fabales; Fabaceae
Source: the annotation of a GenBank genome assembly
AUGAUCCAGCGAGAUAUGCACCUACAAGAAAUACACACAACUUCUACCUUUUUCACACGGAUAAGGGACACUUUGCUCCCCCUUAAUCUCCAUGGUUCUCUGAUUGACCAAGUGACUCAUCUGGUGAGGAUCAUGGCAAGGAAGAACCAAUCUUUAGCUUAUACUCAGAGCAAUAUAUCAUAUUCUCAAGCAUCUAUAUCGGUAACUCACAGGGGAUUGGAGUCUUUGCGCCUUGAGAAUGCUUCUUUAACUCAGCGCUUGGCCAAUUGUACGGCUACCAACCUUGAGGUGGCUUCAUAUUCGUUUAAGAAUGCCUUGUGUGAUACGGUGGGAGAACUGACUUAG